Messenger RNA from Thamnophis sirtalis, 730 nucleotides. RefSeq names its product CLIC family member 3 (gene CLIC3). NCBI's taxonomy places the organism in Eukaryota, Metazoa, Chordata, Lepidosauria, Squamata, Natricidae. The record is from RefSeq and is a predicted model, not a curated record.
CUGGGGCCCAGAGAGGAUGGCGGAGGGUUGCAAGCUCCAGCUGUUCGUCAAGGCCAGCACGGAUGGAGAAACCAUAGGGCACUGCCCUUUCUGCCAGCGCCUUUUCAUGGUCCUGCUGCUCAAGGGGGCGCCCUUCACGCUGACCACAGUGGACACGAAGAGGUCCCUGGAUGUCCUGAAAGAUUUCGCCCCAGGAGCCCAGCUGCCCGUCCUGCUCUACGACGGUGAGCCCAAAACAGACACCAUCAGGAUCGAAGAGUUUCUGGAGGAGACCCUGAACCCCCCUGAGUUCCCCAGCCUGGCGCCCAAGUACAAGGAGUCCACCUUAGCUGGGAAUGACAUCUUCCACAGGUUCUCCGCCUACAUCAAGAACCCGAUACCAGCUCAGGACGAAACUCUGCUCCACGCCCUCCUCAAAGCCUUCCGUAAGUUGGACCAAUUCUUGAACAUCCCUCUGGACUACGAGCGGGUCCGAGACCCAGAGCUGGUCAUCUCCCGCCGGCGGUUCCUGGAUGGGGACCAGAUGACCCUGGCCGACUGCAACCUGCUCCCCAAACUCAACAUCGUUAAUGUUGCGUGCAAGCACUACCGCCAAGCGGGCAUCCCCAGAGAGCUGAGGGGCAUCUGGCGCUACCUAGAGUCCGCUGCUGAGACCAAGGAAUUCCAGUACACCUGCCCGGACCCCCAGGAGAUCAUCCAGGCCUACCACGGCGUGGUCAGGCAGACCUAA